AUGUCGGAUAAGAAACAACAAACACAACCACAGACUCAGCAGACUGAGGAGCAGCAGCAAGAGUUGAAGAAGCAAAAGAUGCAGCAAUUGAAGAAGAAGCAGCAACAACAAAAGAUGAUGAAGAAGAAGGCUCAGCAGCAGCAACAGGCUCAGCAGCAACAGCAGCAAGCAGUUGUUCCAAGCUUGCCAAACCCUGGCAAGUUCGAGGAGAUUCACCGAACUGCUCAAGACAUUCUCACCACACAGGACGCCUUUGAUGGCUUCAAGUGUGACAUUGCCGGCAUGUCCUCGCCCUCGUUCCAAUUCUCCCAUGCUCUCCAGAUGGGUCAGACCGAGGAGUCGCCCAAGUACGCCUUUACCACCGUUUACAGUGACAAUAACCCACCAACAUCAAUUGGCAAGAUCGACAGUGAUGGAAAGGUGUUUGGUAGAUUCAUUCACAGGUUUGGAGCUCUCAGCGCAGUUGGCACAAUUAAUAUAAACAAGGACUUUGGCACAUACGUUGGAGCUGAUCUCGACUACAGGGGUUCAUCAUACACUGGAUCUCUCAAAUACGAUGCCAACAAUACAUUCGUCAUGGGAGCGAUGAAGACUUGGACAAGGAGAUGGUCAUCAGGUUUGGAAUACACUCGCUCUCCAAACCAGGGAGUGAAUAUGUACACAUUGGGAGUGCGUUACAACCUCGGCUUCCACUCGUACGUUUUCACGGCCAACACCUAUGCUCAUCUGGCCAUGUGCUACGCCUUCAAGAGGGACAACCUGGAGCUUGCCAGCGAGGUGGCCAUGAUGCCCGGUCGCGGCGAUCUCACUCGUCUGAGUGUGGGCAUGCGCUACUUCUUUAGGAAACAGCAGAUCAAGAUUCGCGCCGACACUGAGGGCGCCCUCGUCGGAAUCUACGAGGAGAACAUCAUGCCAACAGUCAAGAUCAUAUUCUCCACUGCACUCAACUACCUCACCAAUGACUUUAAGUUUGGCAUUGGUCUCCAGAUACAGAGAUAA
This is a messenger RNA of Acytostelium subglobosum LB1, 999 nucleotides long. RefSeq lists its product as hypothetical. Bases 1 to 999 code for a protein of 332 amino acids. The transcript has 4 exons. The record is from RefSeq and is a predicted model, not a curated record. Gene Ontology annotation, cellular component: mitochondrial outer membrane; mitochondrial outer membrane translocase complex. Gene Ontology annotation, biological process: protein import into mitochondrial matrix. Gene Ontology annotation, molecular function: transmembrane protein transporter activity. Lineage: Eukaryota; Evosea; Eumycetozoa; Acytosteliales; Acytosteliaceae.